This is a messenger RNA of Monascus purpureus, 3122 nucleotides long. NCBI's taxonomy places the organism in Eukaryota, Fungi, Ascomycota, Eurotiomycetes, Eurotiales, Aspergillaceae. The record is from the annotation of a GenBank genome assembly.
GUCCUGUAGGGAGUCUUGGUCUAAUAAUACCAGCUACCCUUACGCAUACUGCCAGUCAACUGCCACCAGCAAUUCUUCAGUCCUCGUUGGGAGUAUCUCCAGCCCAUCCAAUGACGCUAACGCGUGUUUGCUCAGCUUCUCAGUGACGGUCUUCCUCUUCUAUUCUUACUCUUCUACUUUGUCCCUUUCUCUUUCGCUUCCUCCAUCCUGCAGUCCUGAACGUAGUCACUCCCUUGGUCCCCUUUAUACUUUCACCACAUUUCUGCUUUCAACAUUGCCAUUUUUGAAUUGCACCUGUAUUUUCGUGCAAUACAGGCACUCACGGCCAGCUUCCGAAUCUCCAGUCAAGUGAGCCUCACCUGCGCGUCCUAAACUACCCUUUUCAACCCCGUUUUUAUCGGAGUUCAACUGGCGUAGGCAGAACAAUACAUUUGCUUUUCGAAUCCUUCUGAGAAACGCUCAUCCUUCAAUGCCAGCAAUGGCCGACUCGGCGGGCAAGCUCGUCGACCAAAUCGCCCAGCUCAAUGCUGCCCGCAACCUUGUCCUAGGCGACGCUGCCUUUUACCCUCAGAUCGUGGAAGGUAUACUACCUAUUGUUGGUGCACACGCGCGAUUGGAAUUGCGAAGAUGGGGUGCAGAGUUUCUUGCGGAGACCUUCGCCAGUCCCGCGCUGGCCGCGGCGCAGAAAGAGAAGAUGGCAGACAAGGUAUUGCAAGCAAUACGGGAGAUAUUAGAACUGCCGGAAAAUGAUACAGCGAUUUUAAAGAGUCUGGUUGAGACGGCUGCUAGCUUAUAUCCGCUGGUUUUCAGGCAUAUCAUAAACCACCCGCAGGAUAGUGGCCUCUGGGAGAAGAUGAUCGCUAUUAAGCAGGAUAUUCUACGGAGAUGGGACUCUUUCCAGUGUCCGGUGAAGAUAUGCUGCAUCAAGUUUGGCCAGCGCAUUGUUCAAGUGCAAACCCCAGGUCUGAUAGCAGAUCCGAGACGACCAGAGCAAAAUGAGACUUCCUUGAGCAUUGUUCCCAGAAACCAUUCUAUUCUCUCGCUUCCUAACCUUGAAGCUGAGGCUUCUGGUCUGCUCGAUAGAUUGUUGACUGUCCUACAAGAUACUCCAAGCGAUCCUCUCCUCGUGAACGCGACGUUAAACUGCCUUGCAGUUCUUGUCCGAACCAGAUCAUCUAUUGCUAAUAAGAUCAUCGCCGCCAUUUUAGAGUUCCACCCCAUGAAGCAAAUGGUGUCACCGUUGACUCCAACCCAGCGUGUCUGCAUCAAGUCGAUGGAACGGACAGUAAAGGCAGUUCUGGUGAACAUAAUGAAGAGGGUGCCUGGUCAUCCUUUUACGGGCAAGAUACAGCAUUACAUCGAUCGAUUGCAGCAGGCCCGUCUGGAGGUUUUGGACGACACAUCCCGAAAACGCGGAUUACCAGCAGAGCCUGUGGACGGCCUUGAUAAUGCUAAACGAGCGAGACUUGAUGCCCAGACGCCUCCAUUGCUCAAAAUACCUCCUCUACCAUCGGGACCAAUUAGUUACGCGCAGCUGUAUACUUUGACAGAGGAUGUUGGUCUUUCAUCUUUUGACGUGAAACAACUACCCAGUGACCUAGUUGUGAAGAUUGCGGUUCCUAUUCUUGCGCGCAUUGAUGCUUCUCUUUUCAACCAAGCUAUUGGUGCUAUUCGCAGCCGUUAUCAGACUUUAAGCAAGCAACAAGCCGCCGAAGCGCAACGGCAACAGCAAGAGCAACCCCCAGCAGAGGAGGAAGAUGACGAUUACGAACCAGAAUACCAACCCAUGGAUAUUGCGGACACUGUCUCCGGACAGACGGAUGCUGUGGCUACCGAAGUGGCAGAUACCCAACCAGAACUGGUGUCGCUAGGGCCCUUCGUACUACCGCAGCCUCCACCCUUAUCCGAAGAAGAAGCAACAGAGGUCGGCAAAAGUGCUGUGGCACGAGUCUUCGGCACGUUGGUAUCUACCGAAUCUCCUGCCCAGCUUGCAAAAGCGAGAAGCCAACAACGGCUUGGUUUCUCCAGGCUAGCCGGGAGUUCGGGUGACAAGGACGCAUGGGUUGUAUUACUUACCAGGCUUGCCACGAGGGCAUCUGCCAACCUAGAUGUCGAAGACGGUCAGAUGAAGACCGAUCGAGGCAUCCUGGAAAAACAGAAUAUAUCAGACUCGAUACGCGAUUUACUGUACCGUUACAUCCUCGAAGAUUUCAGGUCACGACUGAACGUCGGAAUAACGUGGCUCAAUGAGGAAUGGUACAAUGGCCGAAUCCAGCUCAAAUUUACAGCUACUCAUCGUUCAGACGAUGACUCUGAAUCAACCGUGCCACUACAUUAUGACCGCUGGGUCCUACGACUCCUGGAUGGAAUCCUUCCAUAUCUAGAUUCACGCGACACCAAAAUACUAAUCCGAUUCCUGAGCGAAAUUCCCGAUUUGACCGUUCCCAUUGCACAAAGAAUAGCCAGCCUUGCAAGGGAUCCUGAGAGAGUGAAUCUUUGCGUUCAAACGUUACUGUAUCUAAUCAUGUUCCGACCACCCGCGAGGGAACUCUGCUUAAAUACAUUGGAAGAUGUUUAUCAGACCUGUAUGUUCCCUCUUUCCAUCCAUUGUUAGCCAUUAUCAUAUCUCAUACAUUUCCUAUCUCCACAGACGAAGAAUCACGUCCAGCAGCCGGGAAGAUUCUAUCUAGGUGGAGACCACGCAAGGAAGAACAGCAGCAGGCGCAAAAACAAACAGCAGGGCCGCCAUCUGUUUCUUUGGAAGUCAGGACCAGCAGCAGCAAUGAAUCCGCAAUGAACGGCUUUCAGGCCAGAGAUUCCUCUCGGGCUGGGGUAGAAGAAGCCCAUACAGGAAAGGAUGAAGCAGCUACUCAACACGGACAGAUAAAAGAACAAGGCCAAGAAACAGAGCAGCUCGAAUCUUCGUCGGCAGUCAGUUGAGAUGGGGAAUCGUCAGUUCAUAUGAGCCGGCUGGUCAUAAAAUAAUAUGUUUGGUGCAUACGGAGGAGAUAAAACGGGAAGCUUUCAUAGAAUAAGGAAAGACAUGUACUUUACCUAGGUCUUAUUCUCUUUCAUACAUUUCAAAUCUGGCUGCUGCCACUGCACUUUUAUUGUAUUGUGUU